This is a messenger RNA of Selaginella moellendorffii, 1405 nucleotides long. Its product is annotated as protein PXR1. Lineage: Eukaryota; Viridiplantae; Streptophyta; Lycopodiopsida; Selaginellales; Selaginellaceae. The transcript is spliced from 4 exons. The record is from RefSeq and is a predicted model, not a curated record. Gene Ontology annotation, molecular function: metal ion binding. Bases 401 to 1162 code for a protein of 253 amino acids.
UGUAUCGGCUAACUUUACUUUUGGGUACUUUGACCAGAAAUGCCCAGUGGGGGCAUUUUGGGCGGGGCCCUUAAGCAUUGGCAAAUACCCCAGCCGUAUAAUUAUCUUUAGUUUUUUUCGUCCGUUAGUCGGCCGCCAUAGCCAAAGCUUGUCGACCUCCACCAAGAACACACUACGCGCUCUCUCUCUCUCUCUCCCUCAUCUCUUCUUGUCCAAUUCGAUGUCACGGCGCAUCGCCAGCACCGGCGCGGCCGCCAGAUGCCAAAUGCGGGUGUCGGAUUCGCGCGGCCGAUCUGUUCUUGGGGGAUUCUGCUGUUAGGUCGGGGUAGAUCCAGGGCAAUUUGGUGCCCGGAAUUGCUGAGGAGCAAUCGGAGCUGCGGUUGAAUCGAAUCGGUCUGGAAUGGGGGACGGGGAGAAGAAGGAGGAGAAGAAGGAGGAUGCGAAGCCGCUGGAGCCCGUGACUGUGGUGCUCAAGGUGAAAAUUCACUGCCUGGGAUGCGAGAAGAAGGUGAAGAAAUCGCUCAGCAAGGUGAAAGGGCUUAUGUCGCUGGACGUGAAUCGCAGCGAAGGAAAGGUGACGGUUAAAGGGUUUGUGGAUCCCAAGGAGGUGCUCAAGAGGGCCAAGAAGACGGGAAAGCAGGCGGAUUUCUGGCCAUCUCCUCCUCCGCCACCCAAAGAGGAGAAGAAAUCAUCCGACGAGGAGAAAUCCGAGAAGAAGGAAGAGAAGAAGGAGAAGGAGGAGAAGAAGGAGACGAAGGAAGAGAAGAAGAAAGAAGAGAAGAAAGAAGAGAAGGCCGAAGAGAAGAAGGAGGAGAAGAAGAAAGAAGAGAAGAAAGAGGAGAAGAAAGAAGAGAAGGCCGAAGAGAAGGAGGAGAAGAAGAAAGAAGAGAAGAAAGAGGAGAAGGCCGAAGAGAAGGAGGAGAAGAAGGAGGAGAAGAAGAAGGAAGAGAAGAAGGAAGAGAAGGAGGAGAAGAAGGAGAAGAAGGAAGAGGAGGAGGAGAGAUACGAGGAAAGAUAUGAGGAGAGGGAGAGGGAUUACUACAGACCGGAGCCGGAGCCAUGGACGCUGUCCAACCAGCCUCCAAUGCAGUUCGAGACGGUGAGGAUCAUAGCGCCGCAGUACUUUAGCGACGAGAACCCAAACGCGUGCUCGCUUAUGUGAUCGAUGAUCAAAGCAAUGGUUCGUCCCUCUCCUCGAUCUCGUGCGAUCGAGAUCUCUGGUCGAUCGAUCGAUCUGGAGCCAUAGUUUUUCGAUCUCUCUUGGGUUCUAUCAGAUCAGGGAGACAGGGGCGAGGAUUCCUCGCACAGGAAACUAGGCAGGGAGAAUGUGUAUAGAGCCAGCAGAGAUGUUUUUCCGGGUUUAUUGUAAAUAAAAGUCCUCCUAAAACGACGCUUAGCACUCGUC